GCUUCAUCAACAUUAAAGGGAGUCUAACAUCAGUCGCGAGCUCUUAUUGUUGGAAAUAAAUUAGGAAAAGUUUUUUUCUUAUUUACAAAGUCUUUUACUCAUUGUUAAUAUGGAGAGAGCUGAAAAAAGGGAGGACGAAGACAAGAGAGAGACUCCACAUGAUGAAGAGGAAACUGAGGAACCUGAGGAUGAUGCAGAGGUUCCAUCUGACAUCAGUGCGUCUCAGCAGGAGCAAUCUACUGAGGAUUUGGAGCGAGAACAUGCAGAGACCAGCUCUGACAUCUCACACACUCAUACCACAGCCAGUGUCAUCACACACACACAAACAGAGCAGGACAGCGGAAGCGCACCAGAACCUCCACCAUCAUCUCUCCACCUCACACUGGCCUACAACUCCACAGCGGCUUUCACAGACAGCGAGGGAGACGAGAGAGCGAGGCCAAGCCGUAAUAAUGAAGACGUUGACAAUGAAGAUGAAGACGAUGAAGAUGAACUGCUCGUGUUGGAUCCUGAGCACCCUCUGGUGAAGAGAUUUCAGUUGGCUGUGAAGAACCACCUCACCAGGCAGCUGGAGAGUCUGGACCUGAAGCUGCGUGAGAAGGUGAUGGAGGAGCGGGCGGAGAACUCCCGACGUGAGGAUCUCGCCAUCAGACUCUACAACAGCCAGCAGGAACUCGCCAGAGAGCAGGCCAUUCUGGAGGCUCGACACGAGAGCUGCAAUAAAGCCAUCAGCGACAGGAGACAAGCGGAGGAACAACUUGAGAAGAUCAGGAACCAGUACAGCAGCAUGAGGGAGCAGGCCGGCAAACACCGCACACAGGUGUCAGAACUGCAGUCUGAGGCAGACAUUCUCGCUCGGCGUCUGCGCUACAUGCAGGAAGUGACCUCGGACCUGCGCUCAGAUGUCUCCGCCAUGAAGAACGCCAAGAACAAGGCGCAGGCGGAGAAACGACAAGCGGAACAGCAGAAAUACCAACAGGAUCUGUACGUAGAGCAUCUGACGAAGCAGGUGGAGAAGUUGAGGGAGCAGAUCGCUCUGUUCCAGAUGCAGACGCUCGCACAGACCAACGACAAACAAGCAGCCAGAGACGCCUUAUCCGAGGCUCAGUUGGAGUUAGACUCUAUGAUAGUGGAGAAGAAGCAGCUACUUCAGCAGUGGAACAGCAGCUUGAUGGGGAUGAAGAGGAGAGACGAGGCUUACACCGUGCUGCAGGAGGCACUGUGGUCAGCCAAUCACGAGGUGCGUGCUCUGGACACGGAGGCGGAGGGAUACAGGCGCUCCAUCACACUGGCGCAGGAGCAGAACGAGGCGCUGACGGUGCUGCUGAACCGUGUUGAGCUCAAGAGCGCCACCUACAGGAAGCUGCUCAAACAGAUACACACACAGCAGGAGGUGCUGCAGAACCUCUACACUGUACACUCACGCACGCUGCAGGAGACAGAGAAGAGCCUGAGCAGGGUGGACUCGGAGUGCAGCGCACGUCAGUCAGAGCUCACCGUUCUGAAGAAGCAGAUUGAGAAGGAGGCGUUUGUGCGGAUGGAGCUGGAGGAGAAGAUCAUGAGGAAGAUGCAGGAGCAGCUCACACACAACAGUGCUGCCAAACACACACGCAAUCUCAGUACCAAGACUAUGACUCAGCUCAGAGAGAAGGAAGCCCAGAUUUCGAAGGUUGAGAGUGAGUUAGCUGCAGUGGAGCUGGAGGUCAGUGAGUUGGCACUGCAUGUCGAGGCUCUCUCUCGCCGGCAGCUGGAGCUGGAACAGGAAGUGAUGAAACGGAACCAGCUGCUCUUGACCAAAGAGGCGGCGGUGGCUAAACUCAUCCUCACCGUCGAGCGCAAACAGGCCACCAUCAACUUGUAUAACAAGAAGAUUGAACAGAUCAGGGCAAGCACGGGGCAGCAUGAUGACCUGGGUCCUCUAGAGAUUGAGGUGAGGGCUUUGAAUAAGCAGCUGGAGGAGCACGGAGCCAAGAUGAAGGAGCAGCAUCAGCUCUGGCUCUGGCAGCAGGGGGAGCUAGUGAGACUGACUCAGGAGAAACAAGCACAGAGCAGCGCAACACUAACGCUAAACACACAGCUCACCAUCCUGCAGCAGAGGACCCUCCACACCAAGAGUCAGAUUGAACAGGAGGAGCGUGGUCUGGUUGAGAUAGAGAGACACUCUAAAGUUCUGAAGCUGGACAUGCAGAAGCUGCACUCACUCCUGAACCAGAACACACAGCUGAGACAGGAACUGGAGCAGAGCAACAUCCUGAUGGAGAACAGCUUCAUACACACACUCAAGGAUGCAGAGAGGGAGUCUGUGGAGACGCAACUGCGUCUAGAGAAGCUCCAGGAGGAAAAAGAGGGAUUACUAAACAGUCUGGCCGAAGCUGAGCGACAGAUCAUGUUGUGGGAGAGAAAAAUUCAGCUGGCGCGUGAGACUCGCUCAGCCGUGGAUUCAGAUGUUGGAAAGGGGGACAUACACACCAUGAAAGCUGAGAUACACCGCAUGGAGAGGCAUUACAACCAGCUGUUGAAGCAGCGGGAGAGGAUGUUGAGGGAGAUGGAGGCAGCGGUCACUCGCCGUGAGAACAUUGUGACACGUAACGAGGCUCAGACGCGCAGAGACAGCAAACACACCACACACAUUUACCUCCAGAACACACUGCAGAACCUUCGCCGCAACAUCCUCCAGACGCACAAGCAAGCAGAGGAGUGUGAUGGCGUGAUAACACAGCUGCAACAGAAGCAGAGUUCUCUCAGUGAGAGUCUGAGAGAGAAGCAGACGCAGAUCACCGACGGCAACAACACUAGCUCCGCCCACAUUGAUGAACUCAAUAACAUGCAGGAAACCAGAGAGAGAAACCUGACUCAGUUGCUGGCUCUGCAGUCUCGGGUGAAACAGCUGCAGGCGGUGAAGGAGGGUCGUUACAGCGCUGCGGCGAAGGGAGAAGACGCCCUGCAGCUCGCCACGUGCACACUGCAAGAACAGCUGCGCUUGAUCAGAGACGUUCUGCAGCAGGUCAUCCAGGAAUUUCCACAGCACAAAAAUCAGCUCAACAGGAUCAGCCUCCUCCUCUCUGCACACAUACACUAUGGUCUGGAGAGAACCUGAUGCUUGUCUUCACAUGUUCUCUUUCUAGAACUUUGUGUGUUAGACGAGUAUCAGUGUUCACAGCAAAGGCUGCUAUUGUACUCAUCGGUUCUGUGUGUGAGUACGGCAGCAGGAGGGUGUGUCCUAAUUUCCACUUAGCUCUAAUAAAUGUGAACUUGUUUAGCGAA
Ictalurus punctatus (channel catfish) is the source of this 3264-nucleotide messenger RNA. It is a transcript of the gene ccdc40, whose product is annotated as coiled-coil domain containing 40. Gene Ontology annotation, cellular component: cytoplasm; cilium. NCBI's taxonomy places the organism in Eukaryota, Metazoa, Chordata, Actinopteri, Siluriformes, Ictaluridae. The transcript is spliced from 21 exons. The record is from RefSeq and is a predicted model, not a curated record. Bases 110 to 3097 code for a protein of 995 amino acids. Gene Ontology annotation, biological process: heart looping; axoneme assembly; epithelial cilium movement involved in determination of left/right asymmetry.